AUCAGCUGUUUUUAUUUUUGAAGAAAUAACUUUAUGGCAAUAUAAAAUAUUAUAGGCAAAUAAAUUAAUGACUUUAAAGAAUCAAAAAACAAAAAUGAAUGGUUAACAUUCAUGCUGUCUUGUAAAUAGAUAGUUAUUAUUAUUUUAUUAUGCCUAUCAUGGUCUUUAGACUAGGAACUAAUAUAUUUAAAGCCAAAAACAAAACUGUUCCAACUUCUUCAGAGGUUUUAUCUCAUUACUUGAUACAGUGCAAAGAACCACCUUGGACAUCAUAUUUUAUUAAAGUUGGUAGUAUCCAAGAUGAUCAGUGGGGUAAAUCACAUUUUAACUGGCAAGUAGGAAAUUCAAAUUAUCAUAUUUUAAGAACUGGCUGUUACCCUUAUAUAAAAUAUCAUUGUACAAAAAGGAAUAAGCAAGAUCUAACAGUGGAAGACAGUUUUUUUAGGGCUAUCAAGAUAAUUAACUUGGGAUUGCCAUGUCUAGCAUAUGGAAUAGCCGCAAUAUAUUUGAUAAGACAUAAAGAAAUUGUAUAUACAUCCAAGGGCAAAGUGGAAAUUUAUUUUCUAUAUCCUGAAGAUAAAGGAUCUUUAUACUAAAAUUGUUGUAUAUGCAUACAGCCAGUCUUUAUCUUUGAACUAUAUAUUCCUAAUUUAGUGUUAUAAUUAAACUUAAAUUAUACUUAUUAAUA
Molecule: messenger RNA, 688 nt
Organism: Sitophilus oryzae (rice weevil)
Lineage: Eukaryota; Metazoa; Arthropoda; Insecta; Coleoptera; Curculionidae
Exons: 3
Coding region: 150-596 (148 amino acids)
Source: RefSeq, a predicted model, not a curated record